AUGUCUUUCCCCGGCGUCAUCGCCGCUGCCGCCUUGAUGGUCGCGGCGCCGGCCCUCGUCGCGACACCGCUGCUCGGCGCGGCGGGCUUCGGUGCGGCCGGGGUGACGGCGGGCUCGGCGGCGGCGGCGGUGCAGAGCGUCAUGGGCAGCGUUGUGGCGCCUAGCCUAUUCUCUACGCUGCAGAGCGCGGCCAUGGGCGGAUACGGCGUGGUCGUUGUGCAUGGGGCUGUGCAGGGGCUUGGUGCGCUGGCAGCCAUUAUUGCGGGAUAUAUGGCUGGGAGAAAGGGUGACGAUGGCAAGGAUGGGGAAGGCGAUGAAAGUGCCGAGGGUGACAAGGAUGAGGGUGGCGAGGAUGGCAUGGAUGGCGAGGAGAGCAAGUAA
Messenger RNA from Hirsutella rhossiliensis, 381 nucleotides. RefSeq names its product interferon-induced 6-16 family domain-containing protein. The record is from RefSeq and is a predicted model, not a curated record. The coding region runs from base 1 to 381 and encodes 126 amino acids. Gene Ontology annotation, cellular component: membrane. The transcript has a single exon. Lineage: Eukaryota; Fungi; Ascomycota; Sordariomycetes; Hypocreales; Ophiocordycipitaceae.